This is a messenger RNA of Symbiodinium sp. CCMP2592, 2481 nucleotides long. Lineage: Eukaryota; Dinophyceae; Suessiales; Symbiodiniaceae. The record is from the annotation of a GenBank genome assembly.
AUGGGCCAGGAUGCUUGGUGGUGGCAGCGUCAUCGCUGGGGCUACAACCGCUAUGGGUACAACCGCUACAACUCGUACGGCAAGUAUAGCUCCUAUGGUGGCGGAGGAAAGAAGCCCAACAUCCUCGUCAUCAUCGUCGACGAUCUUGGUUUCAAUCAGGUUGGAUUCCGCGCCAAUCCGGCCAACAACUCUGAUGUUGUCACCCCCAACAUCGAUCAGCUGGCAGGUGAAGGCAUCGUCAUGGAUCGGUUCUAUACGACUCCCUGGUGUGCCCCCAGCCGCGGAGCCUUGCAGACAGGCCGUUUGGAUGUCCUGAAUCCCCAUGUGCCGAACAAUGUGUGGAAUUGGGAUCCGAACGCCAGCUACGUGGACCUGGAGCAAAACACCAAGACGACGCCAAUUGUCGGAGGCGUCCAGCCAGGGACUUUCACGAUCGCGAACCGUUUGCAGGAGCUUGGAUAUCGAAAUCACCUGAAUGGCAAGUGGGGCAUCGGAGGCGGUGCCUAUCUCAACACACCCAUGGGAAUGGGCUACGAGACAUUCAUGGGCUGGUUCGGUGACAGCAUGGAAAGCUGCGACGGCACCGAGCCGGGAUUCGCAGUGGGAGGAGCUUCGACCCUGAUGAAUGCUCUGCCGGGCUUCUGGCGACAGGACGGUAUGGAGUCCUACAAUUCCUCCUGGUGCGACCUGGUACUCGCGGAGCUGCGUCUUGGAAACCUCGACGAGCUGGAGGCGAUGGUUGGCUGCAAGAGUUUCAAGGAGGCGCUCGAUGAUGUGGCUGAUGAGAAAAUCCGGCGGCGGUCGCGGCAGAUUAUUGUGGAGCACGACUACGAGGAGGCACCUCUCUUCCUUGUCCACGCUCUGCAGCUCAUGCACCUGCCCAUCCAAUAUCCACGCCGGUUCGCUCCGAAAAAUCGGACGGAGGAUUACAGCCGCCCGCAGAACGAAGAUCUGCGGGCUGCGACCUACGGAGCGCUCGAAUACGUGGACUGGGUGGUGGGGGACCUCAUCUCGGCCGUGAAGGAGCAAGGCCAGUACGAGAACACCAUCAUUUUCUUCACCUCCGACAAUGGCGGCGCGAUCUAUGCAGGCACUGCAAACAACAACUACCCGCUCCGCGGUGGGAAGUUCAACAACUUCGAGGGCGGCCAACGCGUGAACGCGCUCUGGGCUGGCGGCUGGGUGGGUAAGCAGCUGGACAAGUACCGACUGUCGCCCUUCACUAGCGACACGGUGAUGUCCAUCAACGACAUGGCCGAGACGUUGCUGGAGAUGAUCACGGGCAGGCCAUACCCAGACGGAGGCAUGCGGAACGCACCUGGACCCCUCACGGGAGUGCCCAUGUGGAAAGCCAUCCUGGACAAGACCCAGGUCCCGCGCAAGAUCACCUAUUCUGAGGUCAUGGAGCUGCGAGUGGGUCCGAACAUCGCAGAUUUGAAGAAGAUUUGGUUCACGGAGAACAACACCCUCAUCUCUGAUGGGAACUGGACACCCAACUUCCCCAACAACUCCGAGUUUAUCCCCGACUUCGGCUACAAAUAUAUUCGACCUUGCAGUACGCCCUACUGCUACUUUGAUCUCUACAACGACCCAUCAGAGCAAACGAAUCUGCCCUUGGACCCAGCCGCAGAGCAGGCACUGCGAUUGGAGGUGCUAGAAGACUGGAACCUGUUUGUGAUCGACACUUCCCGCGUCCGGCAGAUAGACCUGGACACUCCAACGACCCGGAAGGUCUCGCUCUGGACGCAUAUGGGCGCUUCCGGGCCUUUCCUGAGCAAAGCGGCAGAGCCCGUCAUCCCACCCAUAGCCGAAUGCUGGUGCGUUUGGAUCCAAGAUGGUCUGGCAGUAGAGGAUGUCACACAUGUGAUUUUCAACCUUUACCUCGGCCCAAGGUGCGUCGACAGUCGCGAGGCUUUCGGUAAGCCUGCUGCACUCCCAUGUCGACCACCGCUUCGACUCACACAGGCGCCCAUGCCCUACAACUUGUCGGAAGCACUCUGGGCAGAGAUUGGCUUCGAGACACCGGACUUCGACAGCAUCACCCAGGCCGAGUGGACCACAGGGGGCUUCGAAACUCCGCUGCCCCUGCUGGCUUUGCGCUGGAACUUCGCGGUGAUUGAAGGUUUGAAGGCGAUGAACAACCGCACGGGCUUCGCGAACUGGGCCAACAUCGGGAAGUACCCCUUCAACCUGGCAUACACCGAUCACUGUCCAAGCUUCGAUAUCUUCACGGCUCCGACGCCCGUCACGCAGGUCACAGAUUGGCUCCUCUCCGGCGGGAUCUUCAACAAUCCCACCGGGGGAGCUGGCAACGGUUCGGACGGGAAUGUGACGGCAUGCUUUCCAGUGGACACAGACAAGGCGGUUUGUCCAACCUUGGACAACAACCCACCAACUGUGGACGGCUUCAAUGUUCCGGUCUACAACACCACCUUUUGCCGCGAGUACUGCGUGAUAUGGAACCCUGAAAUUGACGGGUAG